CGUAUACUCAACCUGGUAGCUAAUGUAGGGAACUCACGAUUUCUUGCCCAUCACUCCACUCUACGCCCAGACUUCAGCAAUCGAAAGUCGAAACCCCCAAUCGCGUUCGGUAAUGGCAGCCGCAACCUUGGUAAUGGACCCAAAACCUUCGACAGAACCGCCGCCGUCGUUCCCCUCCACUAGAUCAGACCUCCACGGAGGCUGGACGGACCAGUCCUCCGAUGAGGACGACCUCUACAGCCGCCUGAAGUCGCUGCAGCGGCAGAUGGAGUUCAUUGACAUCCAGGAGGAGUACGUGAAGGAUGAGCAGAAGAAUCUGAAGCGGGAGCUCCUUCGCGCCCAGGAGGAGGUCAAGCGGAUCCAAUCGGUGCCCCUAGUUAUAGGCCAGUUCAUGGAGAUGGUCGAUCAGAACAACGGCAUCGUUGGCUCCACCACCGGCUCUAAUUACUACGUGCGGAUUCUUAGCACCAUCAACCGUGAGCUUCUGAAGCCCUCCGCUUCAGUCGCUCUUCACCGCCACUCCAACGCCCUCGUCGAUGUCUUGCCCCCCGAAGCCGACUCCAGCAUCUCGCUGCUCAGCCAGUCCGAGAAGCCUGACGUCACCUAUAAUGAUAUUGGAGGAUGCGACAUUCAAAAGCAGGAAAUUCGUGAGGCAGUGGAGCUACCCCUAACUCACCAUGAGCUAUACAAGCAAAUUGGUAUAGAUCCUCCUCGUGGUGUUUUGCUUUAUGGUCCCCCUGGAACUGGCAAAACUAUGCUUGCCAAGGCUGUUGCUAAUCAUACAACUGCAGCCUUUAUUAGAGUUGUUGGGUCUGAAUUUGUUCAGAAGUAUCUGGGUGAGGGCCCACGGAUGGUACGGGAUGUUUUUCGCCUUGCCAAAGAGAAUGCCCCAGCAAUUAUUUUCAUUGAUGAGGUUGAUGCUAUCGCUACAGCUAGAUUUGAUGCCCAAACUGGUGCCGACAGAGAAGUUCAGCGGAUUCUCAUGGAACUCCUGAAUCAGAUGGAUGGGUUUGAUCAGACUGUCAAUGUUAAGGUUAUCAUGGCAACUAAUAGAGCAGACACCUUGGACCCUGCACUUCUACGUCCUGGAAGGCUUGACCGAAAAAUUGAAUUCCCUUUGCCCGAUAGACGACAAAAGAGGCUUGUAUUUCAGGUUUGCACUGCUAAAAUGAACCUCGGUGAUGAAGUAGACUUGGAAGACUAUGUUUCUCGUCCAGACAAAAUUAGUGCUGCUGAGAUUGCUGCUAUUUGUCAAGAGGCUGGAAUGCAUGCAGUUCGCAAAAACAGAUAUGUCAUACUUCCUAAGGACUUCGAGAAGGGGUACCGAACCAAUGUGAAGAAGCCUGAUACUGACUUUGAGUUUUACAAAUGAUGAUGAGAGAUUGAAAACUCAUUCAAAAGUUCAGUUGUUCCUUUUUCAAGAUGAUGUGGCAUUUCUCAAAGGAAUUCCAAGUAUCAUAUGUGCCAAACUAGUUACAUGUUUUUAUAACCUUAUUUGAACAAUAUUAGAGCCAUGUGUUGCUGAAGUAUUUAUAUUUCUGGGAUGUCCUGUCAGGCAUCGAAGAGCCGUCUACGAUGAGGAUCUUUUAGAUUCACUUGGAUUAAACCUACGUGGAUACUGGUCUGAAUUGUUCUUGUAGAAUUCCCACAAAUUAUUGUGGUAUAUGCAUGAUUUCAAGUGAUUUGAUUUGAGAA
Messenger RNA from Carya illinoinensis, 1695 nucleotides. RefSeq names its product 26S proteasome regulatory subunit 6B homolog. The coding region runs from base 113 to 1372 and encodes 419 amino acids. Gene Ontology annotation, biological process: proteasome-mediated ubiquitin-dependent protein catabolic process. NCBI's taxonomy places the organism in Eukaryota, Viridiplantae, Streptophyta, Magnoliopsida, Fagales, Juglandaceae. Gene Ontology annotation, molecular function: ATP hydrolysis activity; proteasome-activating activity; ATP binding. Gene Ontology annotation, cellular component: proteasome regulatory particle, base subcomplex. The transcript has 6 exons. The record is from RefSeq and is a predicted model, not a curated record.